AUGGUGAUGGUAAACAUUUGGGCGAUGCAGAGGGACCCGAGGUAUUGGAAAGACCCGGAGACGUUUGAGCCCGAGAGAUUCGAGAAUGAAGAACUGAGUUUCCUGGGUAGUGAUUUUAAGUACAUGCCAUUUGGAAUUGGGAGAAGAAUAUGCCCCGGGACGACGUUCGGUUUGGCCGCCGUGGAGUCGCCGUUAUCCCAAUUGCUCUACCACUUCGAUUGGAAACUUCCAGAAGGUGUCAAGGCUGAGGAUUUUGAUAUGAUUGAAAAUAUUGGAAAUACAGCUUCAAGAAUACAAAAUUUACAUGUGGUCGCCACUCCAUAUGAGAAGCUAUAG
Messenger RNA from Salvia splendens (bonfire salvia), 336 nucleotides. RefSeq names its product cytochrome P450 71D7-like. Bases 1 to 336 code for a protein of 111 amino acids. The record is from RefSeq and is a predicted model, not a curated record. NCBI's taxonomy places the organism in Eukaryota, Viridiplantae, Streptophyta, Magnoliopsida, Lamiales, Lamiaceae. Gene Ontology annotation, molecular function: heme binding; oxidoreductase activity, acting on paired donors, with incorporation or reduction of molecular oxygen; iron ion binding. The transcript has a single exon.